Capra hircus (goat) is the source of this 2166-nucleotide messenger RNA. RefSeq names its product sulfotransferase family 1C member 2 (gene SULT1C2). The coding region runs from base 252 to 1139 and encodes 295 amino acids. Gene Ontology annotation, cellular component: cytoplasm. The record is from RefSeq and is a predicted model, not a curated record. Gene Ontology annotation, molecular function: sulfotransferase activity. Gene Ontology annotation, biological process: sulfation. Lineage: Eukaryota; Metazoa; Chordata; Mammalia; Artiodactyla; Bovidae. The transcript has 8 exons.
UCAGAGCCCUGAGGAGAGGAGGCCAGUCCCUGGACAAGGAAGCUGUGUCAGGCCCAGGCAGUAGCAGCGCUGAGCAUGGGGCCACGUGCCUCGAGGGGCAGCCCAAGGUCACCGGACCUCCUGCUGCCCGUCCUCAGCUGAGCUCAGACAGCCUGCGGGGCACUCAAGUCUCCCUCUGCCAAACCAGGACUCAGUCCCCAGUCUGCUCACCUGGAGACGCCAACUGGACUGCUGUCUCAUCCCCAGACCCCAUGGCCCUGACCACGGCGGGGACACAGCCCUCACUAGGGGAGGUGGCAGGGAUCCCCCUGCCGGCCACCACCGUGGACAACUGGCACCAGAUCCAGGGCUUUGAGGCCCAGUCAGACGACCUCCUCAUUUGUACCUACCCUAAGUCAGGGACCACGUGGAUCCAGGAAAUUGUGGACUUGAUUGAGCAGAGCGGGGAUGUGGACAAGUGUCAGCGGGCGGCCAUCCAGCACCGCCACCCAUUCCUCGAGUGGGCCCGGCCGCCCCAGCCCUCCGGUGUGGAGAAGGCCAGAGCGAUGCCCCGGCCCCGGGUGCUGAGGACCCACCUCCCCACCCAGCUGCUGCCUCCAUCCUUCUGGGAAAGCAACUGCAAGUUCCUCUAUGUUGCUCGAAAUGCCAAGGACUGUCUGGUUUCCUACUACCACUUCCAGAGGAUGAACCGGACACUUCCCGACCCGGGCACCUGGGACCAGUACUUUGAAACCUUCAUCAGUGGAAAAGUCGCGUGGGGGUCCUGGUUCGAGCAUGUGAGAGGCUGGUGGGAGCUGAGAAACAAUGUCCGGAUGCUCUUUCUCUUCUAUGAGGACAUCAAGAGGGACCCAAAGCAGGAAAUUCAGAAGGUGAUGAAGUUCAUGGAGAAGAACUUGGAUGGAGCAGUGCUGGACACCAUUGUCCAGGAGACGACAUUUGAGAAGAUGAAGGCAAACCCCAUGACCAACCGUUCCACGGCUCCCAAGACCAUCCUGGACCAGUCCAUCUCCCCCUUCAUGAGGAAAGGAAUCGUGGGGGAUUGGAAAAACCACUUCACGGUGGCUCAGAAUGAGAGAUUUGAUGAAAUCUACAGGCAAAAGAUGGAAGGAACCUCAAUCAACUUUUGCACGGAGCUCUGAGUCAAAUAGCAAUAAAGAGGCAGCUAUCAGGAUACAGCCUCAUCCUUCAUCCUGACCCAAGAGCCUCAGAAAGCAGGCUGUCCACCAACUCUGCGCUCAUCUCAACCAUUCUUUCCAAAGUAAGAAACUAGAUGGAUUUAUAAACUAAGUCAAAUACAAGACUUGAAUACUGCAAGGACUUCUAAAUUUUCCAUUAUUCUGAAAAGUGCAUCCUAGUUCUCUAGUCUGUGACAUAAUUAUAUCUUCAGUGUCCGUGUGCAAAUAGUUGGCUACAUCUCUACUGAGAGUAUGAAACCUCUGACGUCAGGAACUCCAGCUGUGCUUGGUCCCGGGUCCCAACUGGUCACUGUGGGAAGGGACACUUGGAGGAUGGGGCCAGUGCGCAGUCCUGAGGGUUCACGUUCUGAUGUCCUUCCCUGGGACAAAGGGGAAGGGGCAAAGGGGAGGGACCAGAUACUAAUGCCUGACCUGAAGAGUCCUGGUGCUGAGUUGCCUAGGAAACAGAAAGCUCAGGCAGUGAAUUUUAAUGGAAGAGGGACCUAGGAGACAGGGGAGUGGCAUCAAGUGUCAGCCCAGACACGGUGGUCGGAUUUGGAGGCACCAGAGUCUCACUCCAAGAGCCGGGCCCUCCGGGGACCCCGUCAGCACCUGGGCCCUUCUUGCUCCCACAUUAGCUCUGCUGCUCUGUCCACACUCAGCAAUUCACUUGUCUGUACCCACACUAGGUCUUAAAGUCUUUUGUGUCUGGUCCCACAUCUUAGUCAACAUUCACUCCAGCACUUAAGGCAGCACCUGGCCUGGAACGUGUGUGCAGAAAGUGCUUGAGGGCCAGUGGAUGGCAUGAGGGUCAAUGACCACAGGAAAAUAGGCACAUGGCAGGUCACCAGUUUCCAGCUUCCAGAGAAGUUGGAACUAAAAGUCCCAACUUUCAGAGAAGGCAAUGGCACCCCACUCCAGUAUUCUUGCCUGGGAAAUGCUAUGGACAGAAGAGCCUAGUGGGCUGCAGUCCAUGGGGGUCUCGAAGAGU